AUGGUUCGUCGCAGAGGACGGCAGGCUGGUCGGCUCGCCGCGUCAUCAGAAGUCCCAAAUGUAUACCGGGAAAUGCUUGCCGAAGCUUCUGUAUCACCAACCCGUAGUGAUCAAGAUGGCCGUUCCGUCAAAAAACGGCGUGUCGCCGGUCGAGUUGUUGCUACCGUGAAUAACACAGUUGUGAAUGACGAGACAAAGAUAGAGGAUAUCAAGCCUCAAGAAUCGAACGAUUCUGACUUGGAAGACCAAUUUGAAGAUGUAGACUUGGCGCGACAAACAUUCGUCCGAAGUGAAUCCGAAGACUCGGCAGACAGCGACACUAAUUGGGAGGAGGUCGAUGAUGAGGAGAAGAAUCAAGCGCUGCCAGAGAAAGACGGACCUCAAGCUCUCAACUUGACACUUGAGGCUAGUGGGAGACCUGAAAGGCCGAAACGAAAGACAGUUGGCGCGACUGAAAAGAAAUUACGGCUUGAGAUUCACAAGAUGUAUCUAUGCAGUUUAUUCGCUCACCUGCACCUUCGCAACCAUUGGUGUAAUGAUGACGACGUCCACGCAAGUAAUCGCUAA
Messenger RNA from Bacidia gigantensis, 567 nucleotides. RefSeq lists its product as uncharacterized. The coding region runs from base 1 to 567 and encodes 188 amino acids. The transcript has a single exon. Gene Ontology annotation, biological process: mismatch repair; nucleotide-excision repair. Gene Ontology annotation, cellular component: nucleus; XPC complex; nucleotide-excision repair factor 2 complex. NCBI's taxonomy places the organism in Eukaryota, Fungi, Ascomycota, Lecanoromycetes, Lecanorales, Ramalinaceae. The record is from RefSeq and is a predicted model, not a curated record. Gene Ontology annotation, molecular function: damaged DNA binding; single-stranded DNA binding.